GACUUUUUUUAAUGAGUAUUUUAGAAGAGCGUUACGUGUGUCAACUUUACUUUCUUGUGUGAAAGCGCUGAGGAAUGUGAAAAUUCUUAAUCCUAAUCUUGGGAUUUUUGGAAGCCAAAGCAGAUUUUGUGGUUGCUAGUCAAUGAAGGGUCACGGGCGGAUCGGGAAACAAUGAAAGAGUAAAAAUGAAGGAUCAUACAAACACACGUAGGAGGUUACAUCCAAACCAUUAGGAACAGAAGUCAUCGAGAGAUCACAAGCGCAAGAUCUGCACCUAUAAAAAUGAACUCUCCUGCUAAAAUGAAUAGUAUGGAGGCGUCAAAAAAAAAAGGGUAAAUGAUGUGUCAGUGGAUUUACAGUAUUCAAGUUAUUACUCAUCUUAAACUGAAAUCCCAGUGCAGUAUAAAAAUAGAGAAGUUAUUGCACAAAAGGGCCUGGUCUGAAAUUCCUUAUAAUCAGGAUGCUCCACCUCUCCUCACUUGUUGCUCUGCCCUCCUGGAGGCACUUGCAUGCAUACGGAAUAAAAAUGUGCACGGCCUUUUGUCCCGCGCCACAAGCUGCAGGAUAGCAAGUCUGGCUCAGCAGGUCUGUUUUUUUUUGUUUUUUUUUUUCACCCCGCGAUGGCCGGUGGCCUCGACAGGAGGGAAGAGUCCCCCGAGACGGGCCUGAGGAUGCACUAGAGGCGGCCCAGUUGGAUUUCCACACAGAGCAGCAAGUUAAAGUGGUGAAAACCUGACUUCAAGAUGGAGGAAACCUUUGAGGACAGAACCAAAAUGACCAGCCAGCUGGCUCUCUACGUCUCCAACGGAGAGAUUAGCGGUAAACGCCGGCGUGGCAUCUCAACUCUCAAGAUGUUUAUCGCGGCGCUGUCCUUCGCCUAUUUCUGCAAGACCCUGGCGGGAACCUUCGUCAAGAGCUCCAUCACGCAGCUCGAGAGACGUUUUGACCUCUCCAGCUCACGCGUCGGCCUUAUCGACGGCAGUUUUGAGCUGGGCAACUUGCUGUUUCUAGCCGUGGUCAGCCAUUUCGGCGCCAAGAUGCACCGGCCCAGGCUCAUUGCGGCGGGAUCGGUCCUCAUGGCGGCGGGAGCAUUUCUCACCGGACUGACACACUUCUUCAUGGGACCCUACAAGUAUGAUACAGUCAUCGCCGCCUUCCAAAAUGAAAGUAUGAGCACCGUCACUUGUCUCAGUCCUGAAAAUGACACGAGCCACUGGAACGAAACGGGUGCACAAGGUACAGCCCCCUUGGGGAUUCACUUUUCUUUUUACUCCCACUGAGCACAAGCGGCAACUUUUCACAGAAGCCACACUUGUAACGCCGAAUGAAGCUUCUUAGAGACGAGGGAAGGUAGCUAGCAAACAUUUCCUGUGGAAUGUGAAAACCUCAAUAUCCGAAUGAUGGUAAGAUGCAAAAAGAGAUAUGGACAAACUCAAAAUGCUGGCGACGUUUCAACACUUCCAGGAAUGUUCUGCCAGACUUGCUGUUGUACAAACACACACCGACGCU
Hippocampus comes (tiger tail seahorse) is the source of this 1509-nucleotide messenger RNA. RefSeq names its product solute carrier organic anion transporter family member 1B3-like. Gene Ontology annotation, biological process: sodium-independent organic anion transport; transmembrane transport; bile acid and bile salt transport. NCBI's taxonomy places the organism in Eukaryota, Metazoa, Chordata, Actinopteri, Syngnathiformes, Syngnathidae. The record is from RefSeq and is a predicted model, not a curated record. The coding region runs from base 744 to 1280 and encodes 178 amino acids. The transcript has 5 exons. Gene Ontology annotation, molecular function: bile acid transmembrane transporter activity. Gene Ontology annotation, cellular component: basolateral plasma membrane.